AUGACUGUUUGGUGGAACCUGUUGUGUAGGAAUCUCCUGCCUGUGUCUCUGCUUGUGUGCAUCCUGCUCCUCACCACGGAUGUGUACACACGACCAGCCAACAUGUCAGCCUCUAAAGACAAGAACGCAGUCAACAAGGAUGAGAAUGAGAUUCUGCCCCCAUUCCACUUGAAUGGAGUGAAAAUGGAAAUGGACGGCCACCUGAAUAAGGACUUCCAUCAGGAGGUUUUCCUCGGCAAAGAGAUGGAGGAGUUUGAUGAAGACUCUGAACCGAGGAGGAACAGGAAGAAACUUAUCGAUAUCUUCAACAAAGUUGAUUUCAACAAGGACAGGAGCGUGAGUGCCAAGGAGAUGCAACGGUGGAUUAUGGAGAAGACAGAGGAGCACUUUCAAGAGGCCGUGAAGGAGAACAAAAACAGUUUCCGUGCUGUUGAUCCAGAUGGCGACGGUCAUGUGACGUGGGAUGAAUACAGGGUGAAGUUUCUAGCCAGCAAAGGAUUCAAUGAGAAGGAGAUGGCGGAGAAAAUAAAAAAUAAUGAAGAUCUGAAACUGGAUGAAGAAACUCAGGAGGUUCUAGAAAGCUUGAAAGACCGCUGGUUUCAGGCUGACAACCCACCUGCUGACCAGGUCUUGAACGAGGAUGAGUUUUUGUCUUUCCUCCACCCAGAGCACAGCAGAGGAAUGCUCAAGUACAUGGUCAAGGAGAUUGUUCGAGACUUAGAUCAGGAUGGUGAUAAGAAACUGUCCCUGUCAGAGUUCAUCUCUUUACCUGUCGGCACUGUGGAGAACCAGCACGCUCAGGACAUUGAUGAUGACUGGGUCCGUGAGAGGAGGAAGGAGUUUGAGGAAGUCAUUGACCAGGACCACAAUGGCAUUGUUACCAUGGAGGAACUGGAGGAAUACAUGGACCCGAUGAACGAACACAACGCUUUGAACGAGGCCAAACAGAUGAUCGCAGUGGCCGACGAGAACCAGAAUCAUAACCUGGAGCUGGACGAGAUCCUCAAGUACAGCGAAUACUUCACAGGCAGCAAGCUCAUGGACUAUGCCAGGAACGUUCACGAGGAGUUCUGAAGCGAAAGCCGGCCUGCGCACCCUGUCCGCUCAGCAAGGUGGGCUGCUUACAAUGCCCCCUUCAGGGAAAAGCCGUCUUAGUGGAGCCAGCUAACGAUCCAACGUAGUGUUCAGCCUAAACUCACCGGCCUCUUUUGCUGAUGGUUCUCCUUUUAAAAGUUUGGUCUUUUCUCCCUGGACUUUCUGCCAGCAAAGCUAAUGUGGCCCAUCUUCUGUGUGCCAGUGGACUUGUUUUUAACGCCCAAUACACUUUGGGGUUUUUCCCAAUCAUUUAAAGCACCACAUCAGCUUAAAAAA
Messenger RNA from Thalassophryne amazonica, 1371 nucleotides. It is a transcript of the gene sdf4, whose product is annotated as stromal cell derived factor 4. The coding region runs from base 1 to 1074 and encodes 357 amino acids. The transcript is spliced from 6 exons. NCBI's taxonomy places the organism in Eukaryota, Metazoa, Chordata, Actinopteri, Batrachoidiformes, Batrachoididae. Gene Ontology annotation, cellular component: endoplasmic reticulum. Gene Ontology annotation, biological process: calcium-ion regulated exocytosis. Gene Ontology annotation, molecular function: calcium ion binding. The record is from RefSeq and is a predicted model, not a curated record.